UACUUUACCUUGGCUUCAAGUCUUCCUUUCUUCAAUUAAUAAAUUUACUCCCAAAUCUCAAAUUCCGAAGCUCCGCACCAAGCUCAUCAAUGGCGUCUUCCACUUCCAACCCUUACACCAGGCCCCGUACUACCGACCGCCGUCACUCCUGCGCCCAUUUUCUGUGUAAAUUCCUCUUCUUCUCCAUUCUCCUCCUCCUCCUCCCUCUCUUCCCUUCCGAGGCUCCAGAUUUCGUCAAUCACACCUUGCUCACCAAUUUCUGGGAGCUCCUUCACCUCCUCUUCGUCGGCAUUGCUGUUUCAUACGGCCUGUUUAGCAGAAGGAGUAUCCAGGUGAGUGUAGACGAAACUCGCUUCUCCAAUUUCGAAAAUCCGCCCUCGUAUUUGUCUAAGAUCUUUCACGCCACUUCGAUUUUUGAAGAUGUCCAACUUUUGACUGCUUCCGAUGAGAAUAAGGUGGACGAUGUUUGGUACGUUCAGCCGCAUCGCGAAUCGGCGACCGAUUUUGGGGAUUUGAAUGCCGAAUCUCGCCAACGAAGGUAUGAAAAUUCGUAUGAAUUUGUAGAUACUGAUAAUGUUGGGCAUGCUUGUAAAUCGAGAUAUUCUCGGGGUGGAUCCGUGGUGGUAGUUGCUGAUAGUGAAAGAAAUCGUAGUUCUAGUUCUAGUUCUGGUGCCAUUGUACAUUAUAAACCUCUAGGUUUGCCUGUAAGGAGUUUGAGGUCAAAUCUUACGGAAGAAUCGGAAACCGAUGAUGUUGAAUUUGGUGAGGAAUCUGGUUUGAGUUCUAAAAGUUCAUCCAAGAGCUCUGAGAAUUGUGAAAGAAGAAGUGAAUUUGGUGAGAAUUGUUGUACGAAUUUGGAGGAGAAGUUUGAUGAAGCUGUUAUUGCAUCAUUGUCCCCAUUUCAAUGGCGUGAGAAAUCUGAAAAGAAUAUGAUGAGAGAGAGAGGAGUGGGGAAUUAUUUUGUUCGCCCUUCCCAUUUUAGGCCUCCCUCUGAUGAAACUCAAUUUGAAUCCCUGAAAAAAUCAAGGUCUCUUCAUUCUACCCUAUCUCAGUCGUCACAAACUAGUUCCUUCUCGUCUUCAUCGUCGAUGAUGACGACAAGAAAGCACCGGAAAAUGUCGUCGCUCAGCAACAUUUCCUCAAAGUCAUUGCAUUCUCGGCAAUACAGUAUGGGCUCUCUGUCUGAAAACAGUAGAGGGAGCUCCGAAGACCAUCUGAUAGAAACCAAAAAUUCAUCCGAGUGCAACGAAUCCAUGAUAAGUUCCCUGCACUUGGACAGGAACUUCGCAAGUAUUCCGAAAGCUGUAUCGCGGGGAAAAUCCGUUAGAACGAUUAGAGCAAAUGCAGUUGCUGCAGAGGAAAUGAAAUCCCAAGAGAUGGACAGAAACCAAGUUGAACAUGAUAUCAAUAUAGGGAAGAAGUUUGAAGAGGGUGGAGGAGCAUUAUCAUAUAUGAGAGAAGAUGAAAUAGGAUAUGGAUGGCCUAGUGUUGCUAACCCGAACACUAUUAAUUCGAAUCGUUUGCCAAAGACGACGUUGUCGAAGAUUGAGAGGCAGAUCAAGAUGGAAGACAUCGAGAGUCUGCUGGCAGAUGAUUCCAAAGAUAACUCCGAGAUGGAGGAUGAGAGUAUUUUUGCAAGUUCAGAUGAAGAAGCUGAAGUUGCUUCGAGUGUGGCUGGCGGGUCGGAAUCGGGGGCUCACGAGGUCGACAAGAAGGCCGGUGAGUUCAUAGCAAAGUUCAGGGAGCAAAUACAGCUUCAGAGGAUGGCUUCAGUAGAAAGAUUGAGAGGAGGAUGGGGAUCAUUCAGCAGCACAAGCAGCAGCCAUUUCAGUUGAUUGGCAAAGCCUUGAAUUUUAGAAGCCCUUCUUCUAAGCCCUUUAUACAUUUAAAGGUUAAAUAUGUAAUUUUAUCUCUAAGAUAUACUCAUUUUUUCAA
Momordica charantia (bitter melon) is the source of this 1935-nucleotide messenger RNA. RefSeq names its product cotton fiber protein. The record is from RefSeq and is a predicted model, not a curated record. NCBI's taxonomy places the organism in Eukaryota, Viridiplantae, Streptophyta, Magnoliopsida, Cucurbitales, Cucurbitaceae.